This is a messenger RNA of Chanos chanos (milkfish), 1416 nucleotides long. Its product is annotated as serine/threonine-protein kinase pim-1-like. Gene Ontology annotation, cellular component: cytoplasm. Lineage: Eukaryota; Metazoa; Chordata; Actinopteri; Gonorynchiformes; Chanidae. Bases 1 to 1416 code for a protein of 471 amino acids. Gene Ontology annotation, biological process: protein autophosphorylation; regulation of mitotic cell cycle; negative regulation of apoptotic process. The transcript has 8 exons. The record is from RefSeq and is a predicted model, not a curated record. Gene Ontology annotation, molecular function: ATP binding; protein serine/threonine kinase activity.
AUGGCCCCAGACGUGGCCAUUGGACAGGCCACGGGCCACAAGCCUCAGAUCAGUAUGAGGCAGGGCUGUAGCAAGAAGCUUCAGCCAAACAGUGAGGGCCACACAAAGUCCAGCAGACUUUGUGAGGAGGAGGAGGAUAAACCUCCACAGGAAGAGCCAGGGCAUCAGGGGUUGAAGCGGUCCCGGCAAAAAGCAGGCCUUUCCACCAAAGGCGGCAGACGUGCCAAACGUCAACACAGAGCUACGUUUGAGGAGUCGUACAUGGAGCAGCACUUCCUUGGAGAAGGUGGAUUUGGAAGUGUUUUUGCUGGGAUCCGCAUUGAGGAUCAAAUGCCUGUUGCCAUCAAGUAUAUCUCUAAAGACAGGGCAGAGGAGACGCUUGAGAUUCCUGGACAGGGUACUUUGCCUUUGGAGGUGGCUCUGAUGAGCAUGGUGAACGCAGCCCCUCACUGUUCAAAUAUCCUACGGCUGUUGGAGUGGUUUGAACAACCAAGUCAGUUCGUUUUGAUCUUGGAGCUGCUUGAACCCUGUCAGGAUCUCGCCGAAUUCUGCGAAGCGCAGGGUGGCUCCCUGGACGAGAAUGUGACUCGCGAGGUGAUGAAGCAGUUGUUGAGGGCUUUGCGUCACUGCGAGAAGCGCGGGGUUCUCCACCGUGACGUGAAGCCUGAAAACGUGCUCAUUCUGACGGACUCUCACACGGUCAAACUCAUCGACUUUGGCUGCGGAGACCUGCUUCAGGACUGCCCUUACGACUACUUUGCAGGAACCUUUCAAUAUGCACCACCUGAAUGGUUCCUGCAUAGUGAGUAUACGGCAGGCCCAGCCACUGUCUGGUCUGUGGGAGUGACCAUGUUCCGUCUAGUGUGUGGUUUUGCACCAUUCACCUCCAGUCGACAGAUCAUCCAGGGCCAUCUACCUUUCCCUCAAGGGCCAUCUGCAGAGUUCCAAGACCUGAUUCGCUGGUGCCUGAAAGAAAAUCCAGAGGAUCGUCCAACCCUGAAACAGAUAAGGCGCCACCGCUGGUUUCAGCGACGUGGUGUAAGUUUAAACAGUGUGAAAUCCAGCAGGAACUUAGGGAGUGAGGCUCAUGUGCGGAGACUGCAGAAAGAGCGUGAUGAGCUGGAGCAGAGGCUCACAGACCUGAGAAAAGCUUGGUCCUUCCUCAGUGACCUGACCAAGCUUCACAGGAGCUACCUCCAGCACUGCAACACUCACCCUGAUGAAGAGCCAGUGUAUGGUCCCUCCUGUAUGCCAGCACUGCUGCUGGAAGCCAGAGGCACGCUGGGAGCAGAGCAUCAGCCGAAGACUGUUCAUGAAAAACUGCAGCAAAUCUUAGACCAAGCUGACAACAAAUUACUGCAUGAAUAUUUCAACACUUCCGUGCCUAGAAUUCACCACACAAUGGAAUCCAACUGA